Molecule: messenger RNA, 371 nt
Organism: Linum tenue
Lineage: Eukaryota; Viridiplantae; Streptophyta; Magnoliopsida; Malpighiales; Linaceae
Source: the annotation of a GenBank genome assembly
GGAGACUUGUACUUGUAUGGCUUAUGGGGCGGCGGUGGUGGAGACUUGUAAACCGGCGGCGGCGGCGGUGGAGACUUGUAAACCGGUGGCGGGGGUGGUGGGGACUUGUAUUUGUAAGGCUUCUUGUGGGGUGGUGGUGGUGGAGACUUAUGGACAGGUGGAGGAGGUGGCGGUGGGGACUUGUACUUAUUGUAUGGAUCGUGUGGCGGCGGCGGAGGCGGGGACUUGUGGUGGAAAUAGGGAGAGGGCGGCGGAGGGUAUUUCUUUGGUGGUGGAGAGGAGUUACCGUAGGUAGCUGUGAUCUCAGAGGGCAAGAAGCUAAAGGAAAAUAUUGCCACUAAAAGAGUGGCAAUGAGAGAAGCCAUUUUUGG